GAACUCCUUCAUCAUCGGGUGAAGUAUUUGAUUUGGGAUAUAACUGCUGGAUUUUCAACAAUGGAAUGUUAAAUGAAAUUAGGGGCAAACCUCAUGAUAAUUACAACGCGCGUCGAAUCGAAGUGAAAAUGGCAAAUGAGAUUCGGUUCUUCGAAUUGAAUACCGGAGCUAAGAUGCCGUCGGUGGGUCUCGGCACCUGGCAGGCUGAACCUGGUCUCGUCGGUGCUGCCGUAGAUGCCGCUAUCAAGAUUGGUUACCGUCAUAUCGAUUGUGCUCAAGCUUAUAACAACGAAAAGGAGAUUGGUUCAGUAUUAAAGAAGCUCUUUGAAGACGGAGUGGUCAAGCGCGAGGAUUUGUUUAUUACCUCCAAACUCUGGUGUUCUAAUCAUGAUCCAGAAGACGUGGUAAAGGCACUGGAAGGAACUUUGCAGGACCUGCAGCUUGAUUAUAUUGAUUUAUAUCUUAUUCAUUGGCCGGUAAAGAUGAAGAAGGAGUCGGUCACUCUUGAGCCUGAGAACUUUGAUCAACCAGAUAUUCCUAGAACAUGGAGGGCAAUGGAAGCGCUCUAUAAUUCUGGCAAGGCUCGUGCUAUUGGCUUGAGUAACUUCUCCACAAAGAAACUGGCGGAUUUGCUAGAGGUGGCACGUAUUCCUCCUGCUGUGAAUCAGGUGGAAUGUCAUCCUUCGUGGCAGCAGGCCAAGCUACGCGAAUUUUGCCAGUCCAAGGGAGUUCAUCUAUCUGGAUAUUCACCUUUAGGAUCCCCUGGCACCACAUGGCUGAAGAGCGAUGUCCUCAAGAAUCCAGUCCUGAAUAUGGUUGCUGAGAAAUUGGGGAAAACUCCUGCUCAAGUUGCUCUUUGCUGGGGCUUGCAAAUGGGCCAUAGUGUGCUUCCUAAGAGUACAAAUGAAGAAAGGAUUAAGGAGAACUUUGAUGUAUUCCAAUGGUCUAUUCCAGAUGACUUGUUUGCCAAAUUUUCUGAAAUUGAGCAGGCAAGACUGAUAACAGGCACUUUCUUUGUCAGUGAGAAAUUUGGCCCUUACAAGAGCAUUGAGGAGCUGUGGGAUGGCGAAAUCUAAGCCAUCACUGCUGUUGGGAAACCUACGAUGAGUAAUUGAUUCAAUAUGCAUCAGCAGCAAUGCAUACUUUAUGAUUUGCUUUUAUUAUUAGAGAUUGCAGAAUAAUAAUUUGAUAAGCGGAAAUUUAGAUGGGGCAGUUUCUAAUCGUAAUUGAUUGAUGAUUAACAGAUUGAAUCUCUUUAAUAGUAGCCAUGUGCUUCUGUUAGUCAUUCUGUGAAGCUGUCACGUGUGUCAUUGGAGUCUUUGUACAUCUCUGUCCAUUGGUUAGUUAAUGAAUUCAGUUACUCCUUGAUUCUCUUC
Messenger RNA from Ricinus communis (castor bean), 1376 nucleotides. RefSeq names its product NADPH-dependent aldo-keto reductase, chloroplastic. Gene Ontology annotation, molecular function: aldose reductase (NADPH) activity. The transcript is spliced from 9 exons. The coding region runs from base 66 to 1076 and encodes 336 amino acids. The record is from RefSeq and is a predicted model, not a curated record. Lineage: Eukaryota; Viridiplantae; Streptophyta; Magnoliopsida; Malpighiales; Euphorbiaceae. Gene Ontology annotation, cellular component: cytosol.